AUGGAGAAUAUAGAGACGCUGUUGGCUGCUGUGGCUCAGACGCAGGGGUUAGAAGAUGAUGGGCCUGCUGUUAAAACUGGUGUCGAGCGAGGGCCGGAGAAUUCUGAGGCCCCGUCGGUGGAUGUGCCGGCUCCGGCGCGGGCGCUGGCGCCGGCGCCUCCGGCGGCAGGGCAGGUGAUCGACGCUGCCGUGGACAAGAAGAAGAAGAGAGGGUGGCCGAAGGGGCAGACGAGGGCAAAGCCACCACCACGUAAGCGGAUUAAGCCGGAAAAUGAGGAGGAUGUUUGCUUUAUUUGCUUCGAUGGGGGUUCUCUGGUGCUCUGUGAUCGCAAGGGCUGCCCAAAGGCGUAUCAUCCAGCAUGCAUCAAGCGGGACGAAGCAUUUUUCCAGUCGAAAGCUAAGUGGAAUUGUGGCUGGCACAUAUGUAGUGUAUGUAGAAAGACUUCUCAUUAUUUGUGUUACACUUGCACCUAUUCACUGUGCAAAGGAUGUACGAAAGAUGCAGACUACGUUUGUGUCAGAGGAAACAAAGGAUUUUGCACGAUUUGCAUGAAAACAAUCAUGCUGAUUGAAAACAAGGACCAAGCAAACACUGAGUCGGUAGAUUUUGAUGACCAAACUAGCUGGGAGUAUCUAUUCAAGGUGUAUUGGGUAAUCUUAAAGGAGAAGUUUUCAUUGACACUCGACGAGCUGAUUCGAGCUAAAAACCCCUGUAAAAGUGUCCCGGCUGAAACAGCACUACUGAGCACCGGUUUUGAUGUAAAGAAAACAGAUAAUGAUAAUAUUAUUGGGGUUAUAACGCCAGGUCAUGAUAAAGACACCACAAAACCGAUCGCGUAUGAAAUCAAUAACGAGACGAGCACUUGGAAAGAUUCUGAGUGGGCAACUAAGGACCUGUUGGAAUGUGUUUCCCUCAUGAAAAAAGGCGAAAAAUCGGUUAUAUCUGAGUUUGACGUGCAAACGCUUUUGCUCGACUACAUAAAGAAGAACAACCUGCGGGACCCACAUCGAAAAAGCCAGAUCGUGUGCGAUCAGAGUCUCAGAAACUUGUUCGGCAAGCCAAGUGUCGGCCAUAUCGAGAUGCUGAAGCUUCUCGAGCUUCACUUUAUUCCGCCCGGGCUCGUUAGUUCUCGUACGAUUAGUAGAAAGCAGAAAACGAGUAGUAAAAAGUGUGAGGAGAGAGCACCACAACAGAAUAAUGACUCGAAUGAGUAUUGUGCAGCGAUUGAUGUCCACAACAUUAACUUAAUUUAUUUGAGGCGUAAUGUGUUGGAGAAACUUAUCGAUGAUCGUGAGAGCUUCGAAAGUAAAGUUAUCGGGUCCAUUGUAAGGAUUAAAAUAUCGAGUGACGAUCAGAAGCUGGAGGUUCUUCACAGGCUAGUCCAAGUAGUAGGGACUAGUAAGGUUCUUGGUGAACCAUAUAGCGUUGGCAGCAGGACAAAAGAUUUUAUGCUUGAAGUUUUGAAUUUGGACAAGAAAGAAGUUGUAUCAAUUGAUGCGGUUUCGAAUCAAGAGUUUACUGAGGAGGAAUGCAAACGGCUACGUCAAAGUAUGAAAUGCGGGCUUGUGAAGCACUUUACUGUUGGUGAGAUACAAAAUAAAGCUAUGGCACUCCAACCAGUAAGGGUUGACGAUAUGCUAAAAUUGCCCGAAGAGCGUAGCAGAAGAAUAUCCGAAAUCCCAGAGGUGCACUUGGAUCUGAAAAUGAAUCCGAAUUAUGAAUCGGAGAAAGAUACCAAAAGUGCCGGUGUUAGUAAAGCAGAUGAAAAUGUGCGGCCAAGCGACUCGGAUCUUCCUCCUCAAAAUGAAAGGAAGAAGCCCAUUUCUUCUAAUAAAAAAGAUAAAGAAGAAAGGAUCGUCCGGACACGAAAUAGAGUGAGAAAGAAAAUCAAAUCUGGCGAAUCAAGUGGUAUUAAGAAGGAUCAAGCCUUGCAAAGUUCUGUAUUAGAGACUUCACUAGCAAUUGCCUCAGUGGAAAACUCCCAACCGACGAGUAUAAUGGAGACCGAGAACCUGUGGCACUAUCGAGAUCCCAACAGUAAGAUUCAGGGCCCGUUUUCGAUGAUUCAGCUGAGAAAAUGGAGCACGACUGGACUUUUCCCACCGGACAUGAGAAUAUGGACGAAUCAUGAGCAGUACGACUCGUUGCUUCUCACGGAUUGCCUGGCCGGAAAAUUCCAUUUAGCUUUAGAUACGUCACAUUCAGGCACACAGAACGAGGAAGAAGUGCCUGCAGAGGAAAUCAGGGUUCUAAGUGAGGGUACAAAUGUCAAUAGUGGUGACAGUAAUCAAACGAAACCAGGCUUGGCUAGUAAUACGGGCCUAACAUCCAAGAAAAAUGCUGAGCCCGUUAAGGAAGAUGCAUCUGCCGCCGAACGUAAUCCUGCCGUCGCCGCCGUUUGCUAUAUAAUAUCGUUUCUUUCGCGAUUCGAUUCAUGA
Striga hermonthica is the source of this 2439-nucleotide messenger RNA. NCBI's taxonomy places the organism in Eukaryota, Viridiplantae, Streptophyta, Magnoliopsida, Lamiales, Orobanchaceae. The record is from the annotation of a GenBank genome assembly.